UCCGUGUGAACGAGCAGAUCUCCACGCAGCGAGCAUCCAGAGAGUCGCGCCUCGCGCCGACGGAGCGGACAUGGGCAGAGCGAUGGUGGUCAGACUGGGGCUGGGGUUGCUGCUUCUGGCACUGCUCCUACCCACGCAGAUUUAUUGCAACCAAAUAUCUGUUGCACCGUUUUCAAGUAACCAGAAUAUCUCUACUGCCCCAAAUCCAACCAAUGCCACCACCAGAGCAGGUGCCAGUGCCCUGCAGUCAAUAGCUGGUCUUCUCGCCGUCUCACUUUCUCUCCUACAUUUCUACUGUUAGAGACUCAGGCCAAGAAAUGUCUCUACUUCCCCAUCUUCCAGACCCAGCCCAAAUGGUAACCACAAGUCCAGUGUGACCCGGAAGAAACAGGUCCACAUCAAAUCUACUAUUGCUGCACCUCAACAGAAAACAUUGAGAAUUCAUGUGAAGGGUAUUGUGACAGAUGAUGAACACCAGUAUUGAAUCUGAUGGAGUUUUAUGUUCAAGAUGAAGAGAUAACAUCCAGUGUUGACGACGUGAUUUCCUUGAACGAGGCUUAAGAAAUGUGGACGUUUACUCUAUCUUUAAAUGAAGCAUAGGAUUUAUGUAGAGAUAAGGAUGGGAUGUGGGAUGAAGAUUCAGUUUUCAUUGGCUCAUUACCUGUAAGGCUAUAACACAGCUAGGUGAUAUUAAAGAU
Mesocricetus auratus (golden hamster) is the source of this 698-nucleotide messenger RNA. Its product is annotated as signal transducer CD24-like. NCBI's taxonomy places the organism in Eukaryota, Metazoa, Chordata, Mammalia, Rodentia, Cricetidae. Gene Ontology annotation, cellular component: external side of plasma membrane. Gene Ontology annotation, biological process: cell adhesion. The record is from RefSeq and is a predicted model, not a curated record. The coding region runs from base 71 to 301 and encodes 76 amino acids. The transcript has a single exon.